Porites lobata is the source of this 822-nucleotide messenger RNA. Lineage: Eukaryota; Metazoa; Cnidaria; Anthozoa; Scleractinia; Poritidae. The record is from the annotation of a GenBank genome assembly.
GAGGAAGAAAAUGCAACUGACAUCGACGACGUGCAAGUGGAAGAAGAAGAACAACCAAAAGGGUCAACAACAGACAGCAAGGAUAGCGAUCCUUCAUCACACACUUCUGUCAGCGAUGUUGAAGAUAGCGAUAGUGACCAGGAUGAUCACAACAGCGAUACAGGUAAAAGUGUCCCACCCAACAUGAGAUGGUAUAUUAAAAAGGAUGGAAAUAAUGUGCACAUCUCCAAAGCUCUUAAAGUUCUGUUACCUAGGGAGUACAUCUCAAAAGAACGAUCCAGAAGACACUGGGUAGGAAAAUCCCUUAUUCAAGCUUGGAGUAAGAUAGAUAAAAGUCAUGAUGUGAUCAGGUUCCGGGACGUGGCUGUAAGGGUCAAAGACCAGGUGGAGUUCUUGCACAUUCUCUCUAUACAAUCAGAGGAGGGGAAAGAACAGAUAAGUGCAAAUUCGAAAAAUAAAGGGUCAGUGAGAGGUCGACCAUACACUGAAGUAAGUCAAGGUAAAUAUGAUGUUCCUUACAAGAUUUUAUUGUCCAAGUGGAUCCCUCUCAAUAAAGUGCUUUGUGAAAUUGAAAUGGUGAAGAAUGAGGAUGGCACAUCUUCAUUAUCUGAGGACAGCAUUGCCAAACUGCAACUGAAGGAAAAAGACAACCUGAAAAUUGCUAGCACUGCAGAUACAAAUACUGAUGAUGACUACUAUGAGGUGGAAAAGGUUUUAGAAGUAAGACUCAACAAGCAGUUCCACUCAGAAGAAUACAAAGUUAGGUUUAAAGGAUACACCUCUGAUGAUGACAUGUGGCUGCCAAGCUCUGCUUUUAAAGAG